AUGGUGACUUUUUCACUACUCCUGUACCACACUAUUGAAGUCACAACACUUGUGGAAGGUGACCUGAUGGGCUUCUACAACAUCACCAGCGUGCAGCUCUUCACGAGGACUGAUUGUUGCGCAUCAAGAUUACAAAACUUCGAAGUGCGUGUAUCCAACCUUGACCCGACGACCUUUCCGUCCGUUGAAGGACAGCGGUGCGUCUUCUUCAGUCAACAGGUGGAUGUCGCAGGAACUUUGCUCAACUGCACUCGUCCAAUCACAGGUCGCUUCGUCAGUUUGUACAAGGCUGCCGACGAUGUUCUCACCAUCUGCGAGAUGUUUGUCUUUGGGACGAAGCUCGACUUUUCUGGUACGUACGAACUAGUGCAGGACAACUCCCGCCUCAAUUCUUCCGCUGUGACGUCACUAACUGUGCCCUCGCCCAUUGGCUGCGCUGUGGAGUGUACUAGUGACGUCACGUGCCUGGCUUUCAACGUCAUGGCCUCAGGAACAAGUUCACGCGGUGUUGCCUGCGAACUUCUGGGACUUGCAGAGUUUAGCCUGACACUUCAAGCCCACACCGGAUGGAGAGCUUACAGGCGCGUGGUGAAGUGAUGAAGGGAAGUAAUGGAGAAACACAAUCGUUAGGAUAUGGACCCUGACACAAACUUCAGUUGUGUAGUGAACUGUCAUCAACUUUCUUCCUGAGAUUUCAUUUUUCCUGAAUGCCACAUUUUGGUAGACUUCUAAAUGUUUGAUGUAUUAAUUAAUGUUAGUAGAUAAAUAAGCACUGGUGAUGAUCUCUAAUUCUCUUUCAUUCAUGUCGUCUUUACCGGUCUUUUUUUAAUUAGUCCUUUUACUUAGGUGUACGCAUCUGUUUACUGUGGUAAAGAUCCAAGAAUAAGCAGGAAGUACGAAGUGACAGACUAACUUACACACUGCUAUGUCCAAGACACUUGUAGGUGAACAGAGAAUCAGGUAUGCAAAGACCUUUAAUCCAGCUUCCAGCUUGUAACACGUGGAUCAUCAUGUUUGCGCUUUAGAAGUAAACAAACACUUGUUGGCAUGAAUAUUGUCAGUUUAUUCACUGACCCAAGAGUACUAGCAUGGGUAGCGAACCAGGUGGUUUAAUCAACAGAGGACCUAUCUUCUCGUCACAAACUGUUGGCCCUUUCUCCUGUCUGUCAGAGCUUCUCAAAACAAGUUCUACCUGACCGUCAUUGUUUAUUGGCAAUAGACAGACUUUCCACAGUUUCGUCCUUUUUUAUCCAACUGUCUUGCACUACGAUCACCUUAUGUCCAACAUUAAGUGUCUUGGUGUCAGUCUACACUUAUGCACACAAAAUUCAUUUUUUUAUUUAUAUAUAUAUAAAUGACCAUGAUUCUCGGUCUAUGUAACGAGAAACCUUUCCUAUCUGAAUUAACACGUCAUAUAUUUCAAAGAAAUUGUGUUCAACGGAAAAAAUAUUUAUCUAGUUAUCCUUUUUUUUUCUUUUGACAGAUGAAUCGAGCAAGUCGCUACUGAGCGCUAAGGUCGUAGUGUAAGACUGUUACAAAAGGUGUUUAAUAUUUGUUUACAAUUUCUAUAGGUAAACAAUGGGAAGUAAGUGCGAAUGAAAAUGCAGCUACCUUUCUUGGAAAUUUAGAAUUUUCUAGAUCUUACCUUUCGGAAAUGGCGAGUCAGAAAUCAGGCAUUUUGCGUCGCUUCUGAGAACAAAAGUCACUUUUUUUAAGUAUAUGCAACACUGAUUUGUGUGCUUCGAUUGUACAUGGAUCAUCACACUUGUAUGUUUGCAAAUAAAGUAGGUUUUCAUCACAAUUUUUGAUGGACACAGUUUGGUGUGGCAGUAUGCUCCAAAACAACUUUUAUUAUAUACCAUUUUGUCUUUCUGUCUUUGUGCAAGAUUUACUUUGCUUUGAUAAACUGGUUUAUGGCCUGUCUUGUCUUAUUUUUGAAGAGAAGGUGGCCACACCAGCGGUGAUGUUAAAAGUGAGAAUAUUUUCAACAAGGUAUUUGUAUAUAAUCUCUACCACUCAGGAUAUAAUGUUGAAACUAAGGUAAAUCAGGUUUGUGUGAACACGGAAUGAGAGCAUUUCAUCCAUGACUGAGUCAAUGUAAAUAAAACUGUCAG
This is a messenger RNA of Pomacea canaliculata, 2114 nucleotides long. RefSeq lists its product as uncharacterized. Bases 1 to 597 code for a protein of 198 amino acids. The record is from RefSeq and is a predicted model, not a curated record. The transcript is spliced from 3 exons. NCBI's taxonomy places the organism in Eukaryota, Metazoa, Mollusca, Gastropoda, Architaenioglossa, Ampullariidae.